AUGGCUCUGAUGCUCAGCGGCUCACUGACGCUGCUUCUAUCGCGGCCCGCGUGCUGCCAGCACACCAGCCCACUUGAGAGACAGACGGCAACUCUUCCAACGAGGCCUGUCGAUGUUCGCCGGGACCCGGAGGCCCGACGAGCCUUGCUGGCCACGGCAGCAAGCAGGACGGCCCGCCGAGGUUGGAAUGUACCGCAAAACGCUGCCUUCACUGAGCAAGCAGCCGCUCUGGAUGACUGGCUGGAUGACGACGUGGAUGCUCCAGCCGCGGAGAUUCCACCACUGGGCCUAUCUUUCGGUGCCAACGGCUCCAAGCUGGCAGAUGCCCCGCUAAAGGGCCUGCUCAAGAAGUGGCCACUGCCGGAUUUGAAGAACUCCCUGGCAGUCGCCUUGAUGGACGAGCAUCGCUAUGAGGAGGCAGCGCAGGCAUUGAGGGAGGCCGUAUCCCUGGCACCCGACCGCCCGGAGCUCCACUACAACCUGGGAACGGCCCUGAGCGCUCGGAGCCUCCAUCAUGAGGCCCUGGUCGCCUAUGAGGCAGCGCUGGCGCUGAGAAACAAGUUUCCGGCUGCACACUUCAACUUGGCGAGGCGCCACACCUGCUCCGCAGCUUCUCAACAGACGUCGCCAGAGUCGCCGCUGCCACGUCGCCGCGCCACGUUGGCAGCAGUGGCGCAGCAGCUGGGGGAGGUGGAGGACGUGGCACUUGGGGCUGAGAAGCUGGGACAUGGGUGGUCCAGGGCGCAGGUGGUGCUCCUGGUGCUGCUUGAAUGCCACAAGUUUCAAGAUGCUUUCAAGUUCAGAAAGACUCACCGUUAUGCAGAGUUGGCUGACAUUGUGCUUGAGAUAAUGAUGUUUCAGGGAAUCAGCCGAGUUGCAGGGUUUCGCACGGGCUGCCAAGUGAGGUACACUCUGGCACGCAUCGUGGCAAAUCUGUGCGUGGUUCCUGCACCGGUAGAGCAGCUUCGAAGCCAGCAGCUUGGAAGCCCAGGCGUCGAUGAGAGGAUCGUUCGGACAAUCGAUGCGGUUGCGAGACCUGUGGUUACAGGGCUUGGCGUCUACUGCUUCCUCUGCAACAAGACCCGUUUUUCGGAGAAGUUGCGGCUGCAUGUUUGGAGCAGGAGGACGAUUUUCUGCCUGGCUUGCUGUGUAGCUGACCAAAGCGUGUUGCAUGUCUUUCUCCAAGGACGUUCUGCUUAUAAGAUGACUGUGAUGAGUUGUUUAAUAUGGGAGACCGUGUGCAAUGCCUUGCAGGUUUACAUGACAAUCUUGAAGCUCAAAGCUUUGGGUUGGGGCUUCACGGCCCGGAGCUGCGAGGUUCUUCUCGUGAUCUCUUUUGCUUGCUUGGCUCCUGGGUGCGUUACCGUCAUGAUCUUUGGCGGCAGUUGGUUGACUUAUAUACUCAUGUGGAGCUCUUUCUUCACUUUCACCUUGACUUCUCUUGUGCAGAGCUUGGCGCUGUGCUCCGCAGCCACCCGUGCUUUGCUCCGUGGUGGGAGUGAUGAAGCCAUUCGAUGCUCGGCGUACUGCUUGAUGAAGUUUUUUUUUUUUGCUGUGUGGGUGGUGUCAAUUGAUGUGGGCCUCCAAGUGCUUGCCACCCUUUUGCUGAGCGGCUUGAUUGGCCCGAAAGGCUGGGAUCGGCCCAUGGAAGCCUUCCGCAGACUGGGGCACCUCUCGGGCUUCGGCUUGGCAUCGAGUCGGAUCGCUUUUCCGGGCAAGAUCAACGCAAGAGCCACGCAAUGCAUCGUAUCUUUUCCGGGAAAGUAUAGCGCCCAGUGGGACAAUGCCGUGGCCAACGUUCAGCAGUUUGAGGACUGCUCUUUGGCCUGCGUAUUCUUAACCGACAAAGCUUCAGGCUUGGGGCGCCACACUGACAACCCCGACACGCCAGGGCAAUGCUGGUGCCGGAUGAUUUACGGAGAGUUGCCGGCAGAGACGUAUCUCAGCGUGGUGGACUUGAAGGAUGACUCUGAUGGAGUUCUGACCAAAGAGAAGCCUUGCCGCGUUUGUUGCUUCGGUUUGGACAUGUUUGAAGCUCUGUGGGGUGUAGGCAACAUUCGGCGUUCACUGCAAGGCAACAAAGCAGGUUCGAAGCUGGCCUUCAAAAAGGCGGAUGCCGACGCCAUGGGCCAGGUCCUGGUGAUCAAGGACGACCAGCCGCAGAUGGAAUGGGAGGCCGAGUUGUCGCUUGCACUGAACGAUGCAGAGGUCCGAUGCAAGGAAAACCGAGGAAGAGCCCCAUGGGGAUGUCAGUGGUUUGAGGGGUGGAGGAUCAACGUGGAUGCAGCUGUCAGAGCAGGGCAGACGCUGCACGUGUUUUACUUUGAAGGCAAAAAGGGCCAUGGCAAGCUGCCGUGGGAGAAGCUGGGCAGUGCAAAGGACAGGGCGAACGCCCGGAAGGACACUGGACUUGGCGCCUCACAGACGGCGGAAGUGGCGUACCUGGAGAAAUUGGGAAUCAAGUAUGAGGAGCACGAUAUCAACGAGUUCGGCAACUUCCUGCUGAUGCCACAUGGAGCACGUGCAGAAGACGCCUGA
Symbiodinium natans is the source of this 2538-nucleotide messenger RNA. The record is from the annotation of a GenBank genome assembly. Lineage: Eukaryota; Dinophyceae; Suessiales; Symbiodiniaceae.